This is a messenger RNA of Trametes versicolor FP-101664 SS1, 1842 nucleotides long. Its product is annotated as PLP-dependent transferase. Bases 119 to 1735 code for a protein of 538 amino acids. The transcript is spliced from 12 exons. Gene Ontology annotation, biological process: biosynthetic process. Lineage: Eukaryota; Fungi; Basidiomycota; Agaricomycetes; Polyporales; Polyporaceae. Gene Ontology annotation, molecular function: transaminase activity; pyridoxal phosphate binding. The record is from RefSeq and is a predicted model, not a curated record.
CAGAUGCUGACUCAUGGGAGCCGCACUGUAAUCACGGCCGGCAGCGUUGUCAGCCUCUCUCAACAUCGUACUACGAGCACCAUUGCCUCGACAGUCGUCGCAAUCCCUCUCGCCAACGAUGCAAUCCCUUGAGAAACAGCAGAAGGCUAUCGACCUCUCCCACCACCUCUCUGAUGUGGCUUUGGCGCGGCAGACGUCACCGCUCAAGGGAUUGGCGCGGUUCUUCGGUCGCCCCGGGAUGAUCUCCCUCGCCGGAGGAAUGCCCAGCCCGGACUACUUCCCGUUCGCUGCCAUCUCCGGAGAUGCGCUGGUCCCCGAGUCGUUUGCGGUUACCUCCUCCCAGUCAGAGUCCUCGCUUUCGUGGCUGUGGAAGCUCUUCGGCGCGAACGGCCGCAAGGAGAAGACCAGCACUAUCACUAUCCCCAAGUACGUUGAUCGUCCGACCGAGGACAUCAACCUUGCCACUGCGCUCCAGUAUGGCAUGGCCACGGGCUUGCCGGCACUCUCGAAAUUCAUCAACGAGUUCGUAGGGAAGACCUACCAGCCGGGAUUCUCGGACUGGACCGCCCUCAUUCAGACCGGCAACACUGACGGAUGGUCGCGAGUGCUCCUCACGCUUGCCAACCCGGGCGAGAUGUUCAUUGUAGAGGACUGGACGUACCCCUCCGCCAUGGCCGUCGCCCAGCCGUAUAACAUCUCCCCUGUCGGAGUACCUAUGGACGGCCAGGGUAUGCGCAGCGACGAACUGCGCAAGCUGCUUGCUGGGUGGGACGAGGCUGCGCGUGGAGCUAAGCGGCCCCACGUUCUAUACACGGUGCCCGUUGGCCAGAACCCUACUGGUCUUACCACGAGCGUUUCCCGCAAGAAGGAGAUCUACGAUAUCUGCGUUGAAUACGAUAUCAUCAUCGUUGAGGAUGAUCCGUACUACUUCUUGCAGCUGGCGCCCUAUUCCGCGAAGUCCGCUCGGACUUCCUCCAGCGUUGGCCCCGCUGAGAGCGACAAGUGGCUCUCCGGGCUCUCACCCAGUUACCUCAAGUUCGACUACCAGGGUCGUGUCAUCCGCCUUGACACCUUCUCCAAGACCAUCGCACCCGGGUCUCGCCUCGGCUUCUUCACCUGCAACCCUCGUUUCGCGGAGAGGCUCGAGCGUGCGGGAGAGACUUCGGCACAGGCCCCGUGUGGGUUUGGCCAGUCGCUUAUUGGCCAAUUGCUCACCACAUGGCAAUUCGACGGCUACGUCAGGUGGCUUCAUGGCCUCGCUGCCCAGUACGAGGCGCGCCGUGACUUCAUCAUCGACGCGCUCGCGGAGGAGUUCAACCUCAAGCAGUCCCUGGGCACGACCGGGUCGUGGGCCGGCCUCACGGUUCUCAGCGCAUCUGCGAAGCCCCGCGGCCUCGCGGCGAUGUCGGAGAAGUUCGCGCUCGGACAGCAGCCGUACUUCAGCCUCGUGCCGCCGACCGCGGGCAUGUUCCUCUGGCUGAAGAUCCACUUCGAGAACGUGCGCGGGUUCAAGGAGGGCGACGAGGCCUCGUUGGAGCUCAAGCUCUGGACAAAGCUCGCGGAGGCGGGCGUGCUCGUCGGUCCUGGGUACUACUUCGCUACUGACGAGAGUCCGAUGGAUGCUGCUGAGGGCCAUUUCCGCAUGAGCUUCAGUCUGGCGACGGACAAAGAGCUGAAGAAGGCGGUAGAGAUCUUGGGAGGGGUCGUGCGCGACUUCUUCCAGAACCCCGAGUAGAUUGGGUAGACCUGUCGGACUGUGAUUCCCCUGGUAGUCCCCUUGGUUGUCGAUGGAUGUAGUUUUAUGAUUCUUGUUACGUUAUAUGCAAACACUCCUUAGUUUCC